AAAGUCGUAACCUGCUCCAUUAUCCAUGGACAACACACAACUCUCUCUCUCUCACAUCAACUUCCGUACCUGUCGCCUUCUAUUUAAUCGCAUUUAAUCCACGCGUUUGGCGUCCGACAUUGCGUCGGUUGAUGUCACCACAAUCUUCUUCUUGACUCAAAAGUCGUAACAGCGAAACAAGCUUCGACCUUUAUCGCGUUAACCGAAAUUGCGGCGAGAAAAGCUGACAUCUUUAUUGUUUACAUUAAAGCUCCGGCGAGAAAGCCCUUAGCUUUAUAUUGCUAAAUCGAAUCUCCGGCGAGUUUUCACGGGCCGUUGAAAAAUGAAUCGGAAUCGAAGAAGAAACGUUCACCAGCCUCACGGAUGUUUGGGUCGGAUGGUAAACCUAUUCGACUUCGGAACAGUUGGUUCUGGGAAGAAACUUCUCACUGAUAAACCCUACUUCGAUGAUGGGUGUAUAAAGAGGAAUCAACUUGAUCUGAUAGAAGAUAAAGUUGAUACAAUUGCAGUCAAUGGAACACCAAUAAAGAAGCUUUUAGAGGAAGAGAUGUCAAAAGAAAUGGAAUUGACGGUCGGUUCGACGAAUUUGGUUGCCAAGUUAAUGGGUCUUGACUCUUUUCCACAUGCUAACAGCUCGAAGCCUCGGCUUAGGAGGUCACUAAGUCAUGGAGAGUGUAGAGAUGUCUUUGAGAUUUUGGAUAAACCAGGUAUGGACAUUGUCCGCGAGAAGUUCUUGGAGGCGAAACGUUUGGUCACAGACGAGAAGCUUCGUCAUUCGGAGGAGUUUCAAGAAGCUAUGAAAGUUUUAAGUUCGAACAAAGAGUUGUUCCUCGAGUUUUUGCAAGAGUCCAAUAACUUCUUCUCUCAUCAUCUCACGGAGAAGUCGAAGCGGAUCACUAUUCUGAAGCCUUCAAAGACCAUUGAUGAUGAUGAGAAGUUGGGUGAAGAAGCAGCAGCCGUUGAAGAAGAUUAUCCGAAGAAGCAAUCAACUAGAAUAGUUGUUCUGAAACCUACUAAUGGCCUUGUCACAAAGGCUUCAUCAUGUCCAACGUCGCCGAGAGGUUUACUUGAGGAGAGAAAGGCAAAAGAUGUGGUGGCUAGGAGAGUGAAGAAACAGGAUGAAAAUUCACAUUCUUCUGUCUUCUCCAACGGCUAUAUAGUUGAUGAUAGUUAUGAUGCAGAUUCCGAAAUCAUGUCGCCUGUUUCUAGGCAUUCAUGGGACUAUAUCAACAAGUAUGACAGUCCUUUCUCUUCUUCUUCUCCUUUUAGCAGAGCUUCUGGCUCUCCAGAGGAGUCAUCAUCAGUCUGCAGAGAAGCCAAGAAACGGCUCUCGGAGAGAUGGGCAUUGAUGGCAGCAUCCAGUGAGAAUUUGCAGGAGGAGAAAGUUAUUGAGAAGAAAGGUGGUAACAUUUCUUUAGGUGAUAUGCUUGCACUUUCAGAUUCUAUGACUGGUCUUAGAACUGAAGAAGCAAAUGAUGGUAAUGAAGAAAAUGGUUUCAGUAGAGAGCCAUUUAAAGGCCUUAUGAGGUCAAAAUCUCUCCCUGAAUCAUCCACAAGUCUUGCUCACAACAAGGGCAAGCCCAAAGUUCCCGAGGAGCUUACAAAGUCAAAGAGCUUGAAAUGGUCUCUGAAGGGUAAAGUCUCAAACUUUCUUUUCUCAAGGAGCAAGAAAGCAAGUGCUGAGAGAUCUAAUGAGGCAAAUCCUGAAAGCUUGGAGUCUCGUUGUAACGAUGAAUCAUUGUCUGCCAGAAGCAUGGUUUCUCAAGAGGCAAGACUAUCAACUUGCUUUCCAGCUUCAGUCUUGGAGACUUCAUCUGAUGAAGAUGAUGAAAUCUUUUUUAACUCCUCUGUUUUGAAUAGAUCAUCAUCCUCUUCUCUUGAACCGGAGAUGACGAUGUCCAACUUACUAGGCAAAUCUCCUUCCAUUGGUCGAAACUUCUCAUUCAACGACUCAACAGUAGCUAGGUGCCACUCAUCAAAACGCUCUACUACUACUUCCACAAGAGACGAGGAAGAAGACUUGCGUCUCCUCAUCAACACACUCUUAUCAUCAGCUCAUCUCGAUGAAGAGCCAGACUCAUCAUCCAUCAUAGACAAUCUUUUGUCUAAAUUGCAUUCUGUAGAAAGCCCAUUAGACCCAUCUCUGAGAGAGAGCUACGCAGACUCAACAGAACAGCAAAAACUUGGAUCAAACGUGAAGAAGCUAGUGUUUGACCUUGUUAAUACACUGCUCUUGGAGCUAACACCGAGCUAUCAUGGACAUGGUAGCCAUCAUAUGCUUCUUCUCUCUGGUAAGACGUUGGGAGUUUAUCUGAUAAAAAGAAUGCGAGAAUGUUUAAAGGGUAACGGAAGAGUGGAGUAUCGGUGGUGGGAUGAAGACAGAGACUUGAGCAGUUUGGCGGUGAAUAAAGUGGUGAGGACUGAAGUGGCGGAGAUUGGUUCGAAGGAGAGUUUGAGAUUGGAAAUGGAGUGCAUGGGAGAAGAAAUAGAGUUGAAGUUGCUGGAGGAGUUAGUGGAGGAGGUGUUGAUGGAUUUUUCAGAACAAUCCAAAUUCAUCAUUCCAAGUAUUUGUUAAUCGGAUGGAUGUAUAUUAUUAUAUGGUCUUCGUCGCGUGUAUAUGGUGAAUCACAUUGUUUUUUGUUUGGUUUCUAUUUUGGCGUGAAUGAUGAUUGAAAGUAGUGCUUAUA
Molecule: messenger RNA, 2687 nt
Organism: Brassica oleracea var. oleracea
Lineage: Eukaryota; Viridiplantae; Streptophyta; Magnoliopsida; Brassicales; Brassicaceae
Exons: 6
Coding region: 323-2575 (750 amino acids)
Source: RefSeq, a predicted model, not a curated record